Molecule: messenger RNA, 2547 nt
Organism: Paralichthys olivaceus (Japanese flounder)
Lineage: Eukaryota; Metazoa; Chordata; Actinopteri; Pleuronectiformes; Paralichthyidae
Gene: ccr12a
Product: chemokine (C-C motif) receptor 12a
Biological process (GO): immune response; positive regulation of cytosolic calcium ion concentration; cell chemotaxis
Cellular component (GO): external side of plasma membrane; membrane
Molecular function (GO): C-C chemokine binding; C-C chemokine receptor activity
Source: RefSeq, a predicted model, not a curated record
UCACUUCUGACUAAGCUGCAGCUGCAGCGAACACUCCAGAGUCCCUUCGCUCUUCUCUGUGUGACUUCUCAUCAUUCUCCUGCACACCUACAAAAGCUCCUUCGGAUAGACUCCAGCCAUGAGCUAUGAAGACCAGUUUCUGCUCUUUGAGGGCCUGUUCGAUGACAAUGACACAACCGACCCGAGCUAUGUGGUCAGCAAAACUGUUAAGAUCUGUUCGAAGCAGAGUGUCAACAACUUUGGGGCAACAUUCAUCCCAGUUUUCUACUAUGUCAACUUCAUCUUGAGUUACCUUGGCAACGGGCUUGUCCUCUUCAUCAUCUACAAGUAUGAAAAACUUAGCACAGUGACAAACAUCUUCCUCCUGAAUUUGGUCCUUUCCAACAUUCUCUUUGCCACCAGUCUCCCCUUCUGGGCGACAUACCAUCAGUCAGAGUGGAUUUUUGGCACAUUUCUGUGUAAGAUGGUCAGCAGCGCCUACUUUAUUGGCUUCUACAGCUCCAUUCUCUUCCUCACACUCAUGACAUUUGACCGAUACCUCGCAGUGGUGCAUGCAGUGGCAGCUGCCAAGAGCAGGAAAAAGGCAUAUGCCAUUAUUGCUUCAGUAGUGGUUUGGUGUAUCAGUGUUGUAGCAAGCGUGAAAGAGCUGGUUCUCCAGAAUGUGUGGAAGAAUGCGUUCAGUGGACUCAUGUGUGAGGAGUCAGGAUUCCCUGAAAGCACAAUGGAGCGCUGGCGUCUGGUCAGUUAUUAUCAACAAUUCCUGCUGUUUUUCCUCCUUCCUCUCUUCAUGGUAAUGUACUGCUACGUCAGCAUCACCGUCCGUAUCCUGUCUACCCGCAUGAAGGAGAAGUGCCGUGCCAUCAAGCUCAUAUUUGUUAUCAUUCUCACUUUCUUCGCUUGCUGGACACCCUACAACAUCGUCAUCCUCCUUCAAGCUAUACAGAUUUCCAGCCACGGAGAGGAUGAUGACUGUAGUGAAUCUGAGAGUUUGGACUAUGCCUUGUAUGUCACCCGCAACAUAGCAUUUCUGUAUAGUUGUAUCAGUCCUGUGUUUUAUACAUUUGUGGGAAAGAAGUUCCAGAGCCACUUCAGAAAGUUAGUGGCAAAGAAGAUCCCCUGUCUGAAGAGACAUAUCAGCCUCAGUAGCCAGAGCACCAGAACCACAUCACAGCGGACACCACACUCUGCUUAUGAAUACUAGGAACACACACACCAAAUUAAUGUCAAAUGUCAGUGUAAUGGUAUGCAUUUCCUGGGGACUAAGUGCUUAGUGUAACCUUAUUAGUGUAACCCUUACAACUAUUAAUCCAACCCUAAACAUUAUCCUUUUGUUAGCCUAUGCCAAACAUUACUCUAACCUUAUGUGUUCUCCUUUAAAUUGAAAUAUUUACCUUAUGGGCACUUGUUUAUCCUCCCCAUAAGAAAAACAAGUCCCAUUAAUUUGAUUGUCUAUAAAGAUGUAGCUCCUCACAACAUGAGUAAUACCUUGACAACACACACACAUACUCAGCAAGUAAAGCGAGCCAUCAUUGGUUUGAUUCCUAGCUCCUCCAGUUUGCAUAACAAAGUGUCCUUGAGCAGGAUACUGACUCCCCUGAUGACUGUUUCAGCAGAUGUUUAUAGAAAAAGUGGAACAUAUGGUAGCACUGUAUGAAUGUGAAUGUGAAUGUGAAUGCAUGACUGUGGCUUGUAUUGUAAAGUGAGUAAAUAUCACUCUUAAAUAAAAAUUAUUAAAUUUUCUUUUAUCAUUAAAUGUAUUAGAUAAUUUUGUCAAUGAUUGCAUAUUGUUUAUUCUAUUCAAAUGUACCUCUUUUUGAAAGGGUUACAUGAGGAAGACUUGCUUUGUGACUUUUUAUGCAUAUCUUUAAUUGUACAAACCAGAGCUGCAGAAUGCUUCUGCCUUUGAUCACAUUUUAUGUAGAUAAACUAUGAAUUUGAUAAUGUCAGCCCAAAAUGUUUUACCACAUGUGCAGAGCUGGUAAUUCAUUGAGAAUGAAAAGGCAAACAUAUUUAGUUCAUGUCAACAAAUUCAAUGAAAAGAUCAUAACCAACAUUGUAGUCCUCUCAAUAAUUUUGAGUCCCAUAUCCAAACAUUGGCUCUCAGUACGUACAUGUUUUAAAACAGCUCAGACAUUGUUGUAAACUUUAGAAAGGUUUGAACCAACAGUGUGUAGAUUACAAUGAUAGAGAUAAUGCUGCUCAUAGACAUGUGAGUGAAUGGAUGAAUUCACCUUGUACUGUAUACUAUAUUCUAAUACAGUCCAUUGGCCAUUUACCAUUAUUUAAACUCCUGCACCCUACAGUGCAGUACAGUGUGUUUAGCAGCACAGUGGAGGACAGACAGGAUUUUGUGGGACAGCAUUGUUUUUAAGUCUUUAAAUUGUCCUUAUGAUGAUUUCAUGCAUAUGCUCCAAACGUGGUCUGGAGUUCCAGUCUUUUUGAUUCAGUGUAUACUUGUAGAGGUUUGAUUUAUUUGACUCAUCUUGUACCAUUGCUUUGAAAUUAAUUCUGUAUUACCUUUCCAAUAAAUAUCACAAUCACACUGUU